AUGUCUCUAAAUUGCCAUGUCAUUCGCUUUGUUACUGAGUUAACGCAGCAAAAAAGUGGGUUCUUUGCGAGUGUCUUCCCCUCUUCCAGAAGAGGCGCCUCUUCACCUGGUUCUUCGUCUCUCUCUCCCUUUGUUUUUGGAAUCCGUUCUUCUCCGACCAAAUCCAACCAAAAUCCAGCCAAAAUCACCGUCGAGAGAGAAAAUCAGUUGUUCUUCUUCGCGUGUGUGGGAAGCGUCUUUCGUCUUUCGUUGCCUGGUCCACAAGCUGUCCGAACUUCGUGGUUAAGUUGCUGCGCCGUGCCUUCUUCCUACACCUUAAGUGACCAUGUGUGCAAAGUGAGGGCUCCACUGGUGAAAUCUGAUGGUGAUUCAAAGGAUGCUACCUCAAAGAGGCUGGUUUAUGAGCUUACCAGCGGCGUUUAUUAUAAUAGCGGUUUUGUUGUUCUCCAUGUGAUGUCGAAGCGUGUGCUCGCUUUUGGUGUAUACAGUCUGACCAUCCUCUUGGAGAGUUUAUGCAAUAAUCUGGAGUACGGCAGGACUGUUACUUUAUUAAGAACCAACACUUUGAACAUGGAUCUUAGAACUUCAAAGGACGCCAACAGUAUCAUCCAUCAGUGCUUCCAGGGGGAGUUGGAGGUUCUGAGAGAGUGUUUCAAGGCAAUGAAAACAAAUAAAUCUCCAAAAAUGACUUUUCUGAUGCUUGGGCUAGAUUUGCCACCACCUCCUCUAUUCAAAGAUGUCAUGGAGAAAAACAUUAUUCUGCCGGUUGCUCUAUUUGAUAUACUUAAGAAGUUUGAUGGAGAAACUGUGACAUAA
Molecule: messenger RNA, 816 nt
Organism: Eruca vesicaria subsp. sativa (arugula)
Lineage: Eukaryota; Viridiplantae; Streptophyta; Magnoliopsida; Brassicales; Brassicaceae
Source: the annotation of a GenBank genome assembly